AUGUUAAGGGCUCCGAUAUGCAUCAAGGAUUUGGUCAAAGGAAACCAAGUUUGGAAGAUGCAAAUAAGGGUUGUUGAUUUAUGGGUCGUUAAGGAGAAAACCGGACAGAAACACAUCGAGUUGGUCAUUCAGGAUGUGAAGGGUGAUCAAAUUCAUGUCACCACUCAGAGCCGAGAUUUCAAAGAUUGGAAUGAUCAAGUGAAAGAACGUGAAACAUAUACACUUCAUAAUGGAGAGCCUGUUGUUAAUGAUGGAGCCUUAAAAGUUUGUUCUAACCCACUCAAGAUUGUCUUCAAUGGAGGGACUGCCAUGACAAAGGUGCCGUUUCCCGACAUACCCCAUCACAAAUAUAACUUUCACCCCAUAGAAAACUUUCUCAAAGGAAGCUUCAAGGCUGAUUUGUUUUAUGAUGUCAUAGGUGUUUUACAUGAAGUGCUUAGGACACAGAUGGGGGGAGAUGGUAGGAAGUCUUGCGUGAAUAUCACUUUACGUGAUGUUGAAGGAAACGUGAUUGAGGUUGUGUUAUGGGAUGAUUACUGCAAGCAAUUCUCGGCCUACAAUACCUCUAGCACACAGAAAAAAAGUCCUACAAUCAUUGUCUUGACACAUGCAUGGUGCAAGCCAAACAAAGUUUCUGGUUUACCAUCUCUCUCUAAUGCAUGGAAUGGUUCUCGACUUCUCAUCAACGUGGAACAUCCACAAGUGGAAGAAUUCAAAGCUAGCUAUGUUGCAAGUGAUUCAUCCAAUGCCCCUGCGCUUUCCUUGUCCUUAACCUCAGAAUCAUCUCUUCAAUCCGCUAACAAGAAUUGGAAGAGUCUCGACGAGGUCAAAAGUAUCCGUGCAAUUGCUGAGUUAAGAAAGGAUUAUUUUGCAACCACUAUUGGAACUACAAAGUAUUUCAAAACGUCAAAGUUUGGCUGGUUUUUUGAAGCAUGCCCAGGCUGUAAAGCUUCUAACAAGUCACAAGGCUGCAAAGUUUGGUAG
Messenger RNA from Vicia villosa (hairy vetch), 984 nucleotides. RefSeq lists its product as uncharacterized. Lineage: Eukaryota; Viridiplantae; Streptophyta; Magnoliopsida; Fabales; Fabaceae. Gene Ontology annotation, biological process: DNA repair; DNA replication; DNA recombination. Gene Ontology annotation, molecular function: DNA binding. The transcript is spliced from 6 exons. The record is from RefSeq and is a predicted model, not a curated record. Bases 1 to 984 code for a protein of 327 amino acids. Gene Ontology annotation, cellular component: nucleus.